Somion occarium is the source of this 552-nucleotide messenger RNA. Lineage: Eukaryota; Fungi; Basidiomycota; Agaricomycetes; Polyporales; Cerrenaceae. The record is from the annotation of a GenBank genome assembly.
UUCAAAGAUACGCUUGAAUUGUAUCCGACGUUUCCCAUCCACACAUUCUCCGAAGACGACUCUCUGAACUCACAUCACAAUCCGAUACAUCGUUCUUUAUGAGUCUUGUGGUAUCGCUGUAACUUAUGACGCAAAUUAACUGCGACACCAAAUCUGAAGUCAUCUCCACUUUUCAUGGUCACCCUGUAUUCGAAUGUGCAACGUGUUCCGCUGUCAUUGCUCUGCAAGAUGAGCUUAUAAGCAAAUCAUUCUCCGGGCGAGAUGGCCGCGGCUAUCUCAUGCAUUCUGCUAUAAAUAUCAAGGCAGGGAGAAGAGAGGACCGCCCACUGCUAACUGGCGUACACACUGUGGAAGACGUCUACUGCAAAGGGUGCAAUGAGCGACUGGGUUGGAAAUACGUGAAAGCUUCUGACAAUUCGCAGAAGUACAAGGAAGGAAAGUUUCUCCUGGAAAGAGAGAAAUUGGUGAAGAAUAACUCUUGGACGUUGGACUCAUGAUCCUCGCUGGCUGGCUCGUUUGAUUACUGUAUGCGUCUGUCUUGUCUUCCACUAC